Molecule: messenger RNA, 3888 nt
Organism: Megachile rotundata (alfalfa leafcutting bee)
Lineage: Eukaryota; Metazoa; Arthropoda; Insecta; Hymenoptera; Megachilidae
Cellular component (GO): nucleus
Molecular function (GO): zinc ion binding
Source: RefSeq, a predicted model, not a curated record
AUUGUGCAUUAUACUUUGCAAAAUAGUUACUUUAGUGUUAAUUAGUGUUUCAAAGAUCGCGUGCUUCUUUUCUUUUUUCAUUAAAUAUUGUUUUAAAUAAUAUAAUUAACAAGUAAUAUUCUUUUUUAUUAGAAGUAAAGACCAAUAAAAGCAAUAAGUUUAAAUCAACCGCGGUUUCAUGUUACUUGUUACCUGCCUAUGAAUCCCCAGUUCAGUUGUCGAUCAAUGAUCCUCCUCGCGCUGUUAGUAUCGAGCACUUUUCUUGAAAUCAACAACUUGGUGUCUGUAUAUUUACAUUUCUUUACGUUUUUCAAGUUUCAGCGAUGUAAUAAAAUCCUAUACAAUGUACCCAAGAGAAAUCACUGGAGAUUAAAUGAAUCAGACGUGAAACAAUGAUACGUAAGACUCUAAGAGAUGGUUUUCUAAGCACUGGAGCAGUUAUCAAAACACAGUGAGCGUACAAGGUGUUGUCGAAAGAGAAAAAUGCGAUACAACCAGAGAUAGUUCGAAGGUGCAUAUCAUAGACAACGGUAUUAAGCAAUAUCCAUGCACAUAAGCGGUUACGUGCGGGAACCGGUUCUCCUGAAUUGUUACACUUGAAAGGACGAAAUGGCACAAGGUGAAAGUAGAAUGAUAAAAGAAAAAUUCAGACUUUGCAACGCGAAAAUCAGCCGCUGAAAUAUCGAGAGACACGUGUAACCUGACUGUGAAAAAAAUGCCUGCCUUGUUCGAUUAUAAUUUCGAGAAUAAUUCUGUAAUUAGUUACGAGUCGUCAACUAACCUAAUUCAUGGCUGAUCGUGUCUUGCGAUUACGUGUUUGACGUGAAUGUAACUGUAAAAAAUAAACACGUAUCAUUACCUUGUCAUAAACAAAAACGUCAUACAGCACAGACGUUUAUUAAUAAACUGUUUACAAUGGCUGUACCUAACAAGUGGGAGAAUGCUUGUAGAUUAUGUUCAGAGGUGAGAAAUGAGAUGCUACCAAUCUUUGGUGACGAAGGGGUACAACGCAAAGUGGCACAGAAGUUACGUGCUUGCCUACCAGUUUUAGUAUACAAAACGGAUCCACUGCCAAAGCAAAUAUGUCAGUUCUGCGCUGCAAGGCUGGACGAUGCUUACGAGUUUAGAGAAUAUUGCCUGAGUGUUUAUAAAAGCAUGCACUUGAAACUGUUAGCAUAUAAGAAUAUUGAAUCUGUUCAGAUUUAUUUGGAGGCAAUGAAAAACUCCCCUGACCCUUGUCAGGCACAGUUAUGGAAAGAUAAGGCUAGAGCACCACCACCUUUAGUACCUUUGCCCAUUACACUGCCAGUUGAAAACCCAUUAGUACCAAUAAAUCUUAGUCGAGUUCAUUCAAGCAAUUGUGUUGAGUUACCUGAAUUACCAUGUGAAGUAGAAAUCAAAGAAAUGGUUACAGAACCAAUAUUGGGAACAGCGAAUACGUAUGAGUCAUUGAAUAAAAAUAAUGUAGAAAAUAAGCUAUACAAAGAUGUAGUAACAGAAGAUAACAUGGAACCAUUGAUAGAAGAAGGCAUUGAUUCCAAACAGAAUAUUCAAAUGCAGAAGGAAGAAAAACGUACAAGUAUUUUGGAGCAAGUACUAAUGGGUAGUUUGACAGUGAAUGAUAGGAAAGACUUAAAUUCACAGCCAAAGCUGUCAUCAAAGUGGUGGUGUGCACCUUGUAAUAGUUACUAUAAAACAAAAGAGAGCUUGAUAAAACAUAUGCAGUUAGAUUGCCCAAGAAAAUAUUCCUGUAGAAAAUGUUCUACAUGUUUUGAAUUAGUGGAGGACUUAGCUAAGCAUGAAGCUACCGAUCAUUUAAAAGUGACACUGGAUUUUGAUACGAGUGUUAAAGAGUGUGACCAAUGCGACAGACAAUUUGUGAGGUGGGAGAUGUUAAAGCAACAUAGAUUACGUGAUCAUUUGGCUCAAGCAAAUGAAAUUGGGACCAAUACACGAUGUUCUUUGUGCAAUAGAUUCUUUUUGAGCAUGGAAGAAUAUCAGAAUCAUACUCAAUUACAUGAAAUCAGUGAUGACGAGACAGCAAAUACAUCACAAAUAACAGACCAGCAAUUAGUUAAAGUUGUUAAAAACGAUGAACCUUCAAAGGAAGUAAAGAAAGAUCAUUUUGUAGAAGCUACUAAAUCUCUCACAUGUCCUACUUGUGGAAAAAUCUGUACUCAGCAAAGUGCAUUGUCAAAUCACAUGCGAACUCAUGAACCUAAAAGACAUAAAUGUGAUAUAUGUGGACGUUCAUUUGGACUCUUCAUACGUCUAGCAGCACACAGAAUGAGUGAACAUAACCAACAAUCUACGGUAUCGCCUGUAAUGGCAAGCGUUGAGCAAGAAGAAGCAUUAAAUGCUGAGAGAGAGGCCAGAGAAGCAAGAGAAGCUAGAACUCGUUCCAGGAGAAACAGAACUUAUUCAGAGAUGAUAGAAAGAGAAGAUAUUCCUAAUCAUGAAGAACCACCACCAAAAAGAAGAAGUGUAAAUAAUAGUACUUUUAAAAAUGUGGCAAGAUGCGGUAUAUGUUUGCAAUGGUUCAGUGAUCAUACUACGAUGUUAACGCAUUUACAAACGCAUUCAGAUAACUACACUUGUAAAAAUUUCACGUGUCAUAUAUGUAAAAAAUCUUUCAAAGAAAAGUGGCAGUUGCUCAGACAUGAGGUAUCACACAAACGUAAUGAACCCACAACAAUGUACGUGUGCAGUGUAUGCAAUAAAUCAUUUCUGGAUAAAAAUACGUAUAAGACGCAUCAAAAAACGCACAUCCUUGAUAAAACAUAUCAUUGUUCAAAGUGUAACAAAAUAUUUUUCAAAGAAGUGUCAAUGUUAACGCACCAAUGUACAUCAGAUACACUGCUCGGUAAAAAGGGAGCUUCCUCGAAAUCGGUACAAAAGUCUACUUCGUUAAGUAACAAUAAAAAAUACAAAUGUUCCAAAUGCAAUGCGUCCUUCAGUAGUUUUCAAUCAAAGAAUUCUCAUAUGAGGAUACACACGGAAGAAUCGCAAGCAACUGAGCGAACGCAAGAUCUAAAGGCAGAGUCUGAGGAUGAACCUAUGCCAAAAUUAACUCCUGAAACUUCAUUAGAAUAUCCAAUACCUAUUGAACCAAAAGUGGAAAUAAAAGAAGAAAGUGCGCCACCUCCAGUAAAACGAACUCUUAUUAGGACAACUGGCGGGUAUCGAUGUGGGGUGUGCCAAUCUCCAUUCGUCCUACGCGAAUUAGCUGUAGCGCACUUGAGAUCUGCACAUCCUCUUAUGCCAUAUCAGUGUCCUUAUUGUAAAAAGCGGUUUACUACACAGUAUACGUUCACUCAUCAUAUUAAAACCGAACAUCCUGAUGAACACGAGAAUUGAAUAACAUAAAAUAUAGUUAGCUUUAAUAUGCCAAAUGGUUCUUAUACUAUAAAAAUAUGCCUUGAGUAUGAGAUAACUUUUGUUUAUACAUAAGAUAUAUAUAUACAUAUAGAUAUAUAUAAAAAACAGUUUUUAGUUUUGUACUGAACUGUAUCAUUUGAUAAUCUGGCAUACUAGUUCCUGAACAAAUAAUUGGCCUUAAAUAAAGUUUUGUAGUUCUGUUUCAUGAAAAGCGAAAAAUACUAUAAAGGUAUAUUCAUAAAUAAAUAUAGAUUGUGUUGAACAAAGUAUAGUUUUUAAUAAUGAAUAAGUAUCUAUCAUAGGAGACUGGAAUUAGGACUAGUACUUACAUUGAACGUGCCUCGUUAAGUACUGUGUCAUAGCGCUACACACCUUUUUAGUCGAAUCGAUUUUUAAAUACCGAAGAGAAGAUAUCGUAUUAGAUAUUAUACGUGCCGGUAGUGAUAGUUUUAUGGAAUCUUAUAAAAAUGUUAUUUGUUUAUAUGUUCGCUAGUGUUAAAAAAAACAUUC